UGAAUCUCGCAUCACUAACGGUGCACUUCUCGCGCGUCACGAUCGUCGCACCAUAUACCUGGCAUCUCGUAACACACUCCCUUCUUUCUUCUAUAAUAAACUAUGCUCUCUAAGUCCAGGGUGGACGUAAAGCCAUCCUAGGCUGAAUUAGGACAAGAAAGCUGAACACACGGCAAUUCGGGGCUCAGUGUCCAUCUCUCCAUACUCCGCAUUCGCUCACCGAUCCUCGCGCGCCAAAAAAAUCUCCCAUUUCUGCGACCGAUGUCCUCCUCAUCCGAGCCGACAUGGCUCCAUGGACGGCGUUGUGCCUACUGCUGGCCACUGCGACAAGUAGCCGAGGAGCUGACACAGAGGAGCGACUGGUCGAGCAUCUCCUAAAUCCUGCUCACUACAACAAACUCAUUCGGCCAGCAACAAAUGGCUCAGAGUUGGUGACUGUGCAGCUGAUGGUGUCACUGGCGCAGCUUAUCAGUGUGCAUGAGAGAGAGCAGAUCAUGACUACUAAUGUCUGGCUCACUCAGGAAUGGCAGGACUACCGUCUCAUAUGGGACCCAGAUAAGUUUGAUGGCAUGAAGAAGGUUCGCCUUCCAUCUAAACACAUCUGGCUGCCAGAUGUUGUCCUCUACAACAAUGCUGAUGGGAUGUAUGAAGUGUCCUUCUACUCCAAUGCUGUAGUCUCAUAUGACGGCAGUGUGUUCUGGCUGCCACCAGCAAUCUACAAGAGUGCCUGCAAGAUUGAAGUGAAGCACUUCCCAUUCGACCAGCAGAACUGCACACUGAGUUUCCGUUCGUGGACGUACGACCGCACAGAGGUAGACCUAGUGUUGCGUUCCGAUGUGGCCAGCAUGGAUGACUUCACACCAAGUGGUGAGUGGGACAUUAUUGCGCUACCUGGGCGUCGCAAUGAGAACCCAUCAGACCCAGCCUACGUGGCCAUCACAUAUGAUUUCAUAAUCCGCCGCAAGCCACUCUUCUACACCAUCAACCUGAUAAUCCCCUGUGUGCUGAUCACAUCACUGGCUAUUCUGGUGUUCUACCUGCCGUCGGACUGUGGUGAGAAGAUGACGCUAUGCAUAUCCGUGCUGCUAGCGCUCACUGUCUUCUUGCUGCUCAUUUCGAAGAUUGUGCCACCUACAUCUCUGGAUGUGCCACUUGUGGGCAAGUACCUGAUGUUCACCAUGGUGCUUGUCACAUUCUCCAUUGUUACUAGUGUGUGUGUGCUCAAUGUGCACCACCGUUCUCCCACCACCCACACCAUGCCCCCAUGGGUCAGGGUGGUCUUUCUUGAUAAGCUCCCUGCCCUACUCUUUAUGCGACAACCCAGGAACAGCAGCGAGCGGCAAAAGCUACGGCAACGGCGUCGUGCCAGUGAGAAACUCGGUAUACCGGGUCAGGAGAGUGGCGAGGCGUGCACAUGCUAUGUCAAUCGAGCCUCGGUCAAGCAGUUUGGAGGAGAGGUGAGUGAAGGUGGUGGAGAAUCCAUGGAAGGAUUAAAUGGCCUGAGGGAUGGAGGGCGCGAGGGCAGAGAGGGCACCUCGGCUUUGCCACGGACAAAGCAGCAGCCUCCUGCUGCUAUUCCUCAGGGCAUUCUGGGCCAGGCAUGCCCAGGUUUCGAGGAAGCUGUGGAAGGUGUGCGCUUUAUUGCCAACCACAUGAAGUGUGAAGAUGAUGAUCGCAGCGUGAGCGAGGACUGGAAAUAUGUUGCCAUGGUAAUCGAUCGCCUCUUUCUCUGGAUUUUCGUCUUUGUGUGUGUCUUUGGCACAGUGGGGAUGUUCCUGCAGCCUCUCUUUCAGAACUCAUCCAAGACUGUCAUGAACACGCCUGGCUGACCAAUCGGACAUCCCCACAUCACAGGAUGAGAGAGGAGGGAGGAGAGAGGGCUCAUACCAAGGGUAACUGAAAUGGGUUUGUGUCUGACUCUAGACUUGCUCUUCAGCCAUAAUCCUCUAGGUUUAUAUGGAGACCUUUUUUGGAAUAUCUAAACACAAUCAAUAACCACACAGCAAUUUUUUUAAAAUGCGAAGCACUUCUCAUCCAGUACCCUCCCUCAUCUCUUUUGAGUGACACUAUAAGCAAGCAAAUCAGGGAGAGAGCACACUUCACUCUGCCAGCCAAUCAAUGUUAAUCUCUGCAAGCAGCCUGCUAUUGAGCCAUCUUCACCCACGAGCUCCACCGUGUGACAGCUAGAGAGCAUACAGCUUUCUCAAGAGACCAGUGACUGCUAAUUUCUGUGGAAGAAAUGGGUUUACGUAAAAAGUCAUUUUUAUUUCCAUCUAUUCUAACAAUUUUCCAGUACGAUUAAUUUUUCAUAGUCAUAUCUACAUGCUAUAGGGCAUUGCACAUACAGAGACCAAUGUCAUUUGAUUUCUUUCUGUGUGAGAACACAACUCAGCUCAGUUUAGGCUUUGAGGCAAUAUUGUAUUAUUCUCUUAACAUAACCAGGAUGUGUUUUAAAGUGACAAUACACAGUGAUGAGGGGAUAAAUGGAUAGCAAUGAAUGACAAGCAGAUAGAGAUUAUCUGUAUGUUCUAAAUAUAGAAUUGUACUGAAAAAUGAACCUUUGCUGAAGUGUUGCUGAAUUUAACCGGGAAACAAGUUCUGGAAACUGUACACUACAAAAGGGGGAAAUUUUUUACAAAUCUCAGUUCUGAUGAAUGGGAAUUAAGACAGGCUGAAUAGGUAAAAAAGUUAGAUUAAAAAAAAAAUAAUCAAAGACCAGAUCCAUUACAGAUAUGUGACAUGCAUAUCAGAGUUAAGUUCCUCUUUUCCUUUCCUUCUCUUCUCUACACUCUCAUUUGCUUCUACACGUUUGGAUACCUUGUGCAGCUCUAAUGUGUGUUGCCAUUCACUAUGAAUGAAUGGUGGAGCACACACAGUGUAUUAUUAAUGUUUUGAGACUCUGUCGUUUGUAGUGGUGGGUAACAAUACACUCCUGCACUAUGUUUGUACCAUAACCUUGCCUGCACCGCCGCUAUCCUCUCCAUUCAACUGCAUCUAUCUCAUUGCUUUCAUCUUCUCCCUCUAUUUGAUCCCCUACCUUCAAAGUUACAAUAGAGUGAAAUCCUAAUAUCGUUAUACUCUGUAUCAUAAACACUGUCUGUAUGAAUUUUAAUCAUUCACUUGCCUGUGAAGUAUGAUUAGGGGUCGCUCAAAGCAAGCCUUUUGAUCAGGGUGGUUUUUCACAACAAUAACCUGUUACCUUUUUUCAGCUUUUUCUAAGCCAGGUCUUUCCUAAAGAUUAUUAUAGAAGAGGGUCAUUGAAAAUCCAUUUGAAAGUCCACUUGUGUGUUCCUGCGUGCCAUUCAGGUGAUUCAUCACUGUCCUCAGAUUCUCCUGCAUAUAUAUUUCUCCAUCAUCGCCUUAGGGAUCCAAGGCCAUGUUUCCAAUCCUCUAAAGUAACCUUAACCUUCCUUCAAAUGACUUAAGGAAAAAGGAAUUAUAUCAUAUUUUCUAUUUUAUUUACAUCAACAAAUACUUGCCAAGAGAUGUUAUGCUGACAAAUAAAGAUGCACCUUUAUGCAUAAUUUAAACACACACCCAAACCCACACCUACCCACACACACACACACACACACCCUUCCCAGACUCACGCCUUUAUUCCUCUGCCUGACCCCUCACUUUAUCUUAACCUGUUAAAUAAAGGCUGGAGGUUCAUUACUUAUAUGUGUGUAUCUGAUUUAUGAUCAAUUGUGUUUACUUAAAGGUGUAUUAAUGGUUUUUAUGAAUAUACUGAGUAAAUAUAUUUUUCAUGAUUCCUAGAGAAGACAAAGCUGCAAUAGUAAAAGGGAAACAACUAUUUAGUCCAGUAGCAUAACUACAGUAUGUGCUGAACCAGAACACGUGCCAUUGUGAGUAUAAGGUAUUUUAUUCACUCUGACAAAUGCUGAGCUAUACUCCAUAUUACAUUCAUGUGCCUGCAAAGGCAGAUGUCCCUAAACUUUUGGAUUUUCUUCAGUGGAGGCAUCCAAGAAGAGUUUUUCAUUAGAAUCUAGAUUAUUUACAUACAUUUAGAUUUCUGACAUGUGUCUCUUAUCCAGAGCAAUUUACAAUUUAUCUCAUUUUAUACAACUGAGCAAUUGAGGGUUAAGGGCCUUUGCUCAGGGAAACUUGAUGGACUUGGGAUUCAAACUGACAACCUUCUGAUUGGUAUUGACACCUUAACCACUAAGCUACCACUUCUCCCAUCCCCCCACAGAUACCACCUUUGAAAACAAGAUCUUACCAUUAAUGCUGAAAGACUUGGUAGAAAUGAAAGAGAAAUUUAAGGGGUAUACAAAUGGUAAGAUAAAAAUAAAAAAUAGACAUAUAAUACAUUUUUCAGUAGAUCCUUUUUUUUUCAGGAGGAACAUAAAGUACAGUAGUAGAAGUUAUAAAGCUUACACAGGUGUGAAAAACUGGGAAUUUUUUUUCCUUUUUCUGGGAAAAAAAAGAAGCAAUUGAAUGGACAAGAUACAAAAAAUAUUUUUUAUUUUUAUAUUGCACCUACAAGAUCUAAUCAAGGUCAUAUACUAAUGUGUACAUGGGUUGUAGUGGCUUAUAAUUCACUAUGUUGAUGUAUUGUAGAAUUAAAACAAUGCUAAUGAGUUUGUUAGUUUAAUGUGCUUUCCUGUAAAAAUAAAUAUGCCCCUCAUUUUAUAAGGUAAUAAAGCCCUCAUUCACAGCAGAAGAUUGGCCAGAGCAUCACCAUAGUGCAUCUGUCCACAGUGAUGUAAAAGAAAACAUGAUUUAUAAGACUAAGCCACCUUCUCCCAUUGAUCUAUAGUCCGGUUCUGAUGCUGACUGGCCUGCUGUGUGUUCUGACACCUGUCUAUCAGAGCCAGCAUUAGAUUUUUCAACAAUUUGUGAUACUGAAGCUCUACUGCAGAGGUGGACAGUAAAGAAGUACAUUUACUUGAGUACUAGUAUCUGUAAUUUACUUGAGUAUUAUUUUUUCUGGAUACUUUUUACUUUAACUUCACUACAUUUGAAAGACAAAUACUCUACUUUUUACUCCACUACAUUUCUGUCAAGGUCACUGAGUAGAAAGUAGUUACAUUUAUCAUAGGAUGAUUUUUUUUUUCACUCUUGUAGCGUCACGUGUUGUAAAGUUCAGUGGUUUUCCAUAAUUUUCUGAACUCAAUUGCUGACAAAAUGGACGAAUAUAUGCUUUGUAUGUUAUACACCACCAACGCAUUGGUAAUCAUGUUAGUUAACACACAAAAACGUAUGCUGUGUCCAAAUUCUCAUACUAUGUGUCCUAUAUAGUAUUCAAAAAUAGAAUUAGUAUGCCCCAAAUCAUAGUAUACUGAAAAGAGUAUUCCAGAAAUUCCUGGAUGUUCUACUACUUCCGGUAGAAAUUCAAAGUGCAGAACAAUACACACUCUAACGGGUAAUAUUGCCCACAACGCAUUGCACACAGGAGGAAGGAUCCUGGACAAUGGUGUAAAUGCAUAUUAAAACGGUGUAAAUGAAUUGUGGAAAUAUAUAUAACUCUUUGUUAAAGCCGUGUUGCUGUUGGGUGGUUGGACAGCUACAGUUGUGUAGCUGGGUUUUAAAGCAGG
Molecule: messenger RNA, 5540 nt
Organism: Hemibagrus wyckioides
Lineage: Eukaryota; Metazoa; Chordata; Actinopteri; Siluriformes; Bagridae
Gene: chrnb2
Product: cholinergic receptor, nicotinic, beta 2
Exons: 6
Coding region: 285-1829 (514 amino acids)
Biological process (GO): signal transduction; chemical synaptic transmission; nervous system process
Cellular component (GO): synapse; neuron projection; postsynaptic membrane
Molecular function (GO): transmembrane signaling receptor activity; acetylcholine-gated monoatomic cation-selective channel activity
Source: RefSeq, a predicted model, not a curated record